AUCGCGCAUCCGGGGGUGCGGCGGGAACUGCCGCCGGAGCGGGGGGAAUUGCUGCUGGAACAUCCGGGGGGAACUGCCGCUGGAAUAUCCGGGGGGAACAGCUGCUGGAACACGGAGAACUGCCGCUGGAGCGGGGGGAACUGCUGCUGGAACAUCCGGAGGGAAUUACCGCUGGAGCGGGGGGUACUGCUGCUGGAACACCGAGGGGAGCUGCCACUGCCGGAGCGGCGGGAGGCGCCGCUCCCCGCUGGAGCAUCCGGGGGUGCGGCGCUGCCCCGGCGCCCACGGGGCGCAGCAUGGAGAGCCCCGCGGUCACCUUCACGCUGGCCUACCUGGUGUUCGCCGUGUGCUUCGUGUUCCCUCCCGACGAGGUGCGCUCGGCGGGGCUGACGGUGCAGAGCCUGCUGUCCGCCUGGCUGGGCAGCGAGGACGCGGCCUUCGUGCAGUACCACCUGCGGCGCAGCACCGGCACGCUGCUGGCGCACUCCCUGCUGCCCCUGGGUUAUUACCUUGGUAUGUGCUUUGCUGCACCUGAAAAACAUCUUUGUUUUUUCUACCUGGCUUCAAAAGAGUGGAAAACUUUCUUCUUCUUUGCCGUUCUCCUCCCGGCAAUCACCAGUGCCCUGGCAUAUUACUGGUCACGGAAAGGUUGGAAUAAUCACCCGCUAGCCCGGACACUCGCUGUUCACGCUCUCCCACAGUCAGGUUGGAGGGCAGUAGCUUCUUCCAUCAACACAGAAUUUAGGAGAAUUGACAAAUUCGCUACGGGAGCGCCAGGAGCCAGGGUGAUCGUUACGGACACGUGGGUGAUUAAAGUGACCACCUACUGUUUACAUGUUGCCCAGCAGCAGGACAUUCACUUGACGGUGACAGACUCCAGACAGCACGAGCUCACACCAGACUCCAACGUGCCUGUGCAGUUCCUCACCAUCCGAGUUGCCAGCGUUAAUCCCUACGUCAAGGCGUUCGAUAUCCGGUUGAACUCCACAGAGUAUGGGGAGCUCCGGGAGAAGCUCCGUGCUCCUAUCAGCAAUGCAGCUAAUGUUGUGAUCCAUCAAAGCCUUAGUGAUUUAUUUUUAGAAACCUUUACAUCUCUGGUGGAAAUAAACCAGACAUACCAUGUUCCAAGCACUCAGGAGCUGGAGCCAUGCAUAGGGUGUAUGCAGACCAUUGCCAACAUCAAGCUCAUCAAGAACUGCCAGGAGCCCAACGAGGGGGAAUGCCAGCAGUGCUACUGCCGGCCCAUGUGGUGCCUCACCUGCAUGGGCAAGUGGUUUGCCAGCAGACAGGACCAGCAGCACCCAGAGACCUGGCUGUCGAGCCAAGUGCCUUGCCCAACUUGCCGAGCCAAAUUUUGCAUUCUAGAUGUUUGCCUAAUACGAUGAGUAGUAACUGGGGUAUGUUUGAACUUUUUAAAUUUGACUGUGUUUCAUAGUGGGUUCGGUUAAAGACCUGCUAGAUCUGCUUCUGAGACUGCAUAUUCUACCAGGGUACAAACUCUAAAGGUUUCUUUUACAGUGUUGAAAACAGAUGUAAAUAUUUUCAGUUCCUUUCCACUUCUACCUGUAUCUGGAUUUUACUCACCUGAUGUCAGCUUCUGGAUUUUAAUUUUGUUUAAACUCCUGUUUUCCUUUCUUACAUUUUGGAUUGGAAUAAGGUUAUCGUUCUAUAUUUGAAGUACUGUUGUUUUUUCAAGUUUUAAUGUAGGUUAAAUUCUUUACAUUUUUAAAUUUAACUUGGGUUUUGAUUGUUUAAUAAAGGGCUAAGUGA
Catharus ustulatus (Swainson's thrush) is the source of this 1770-nucleotide messenger RNA. It is a transcript of the gene TMEM129, whose product is annotated as transmembrane protein 129, E3 ubiquitin ligase. Gene Ontology annotation, biological process: protein ubiquitination. Gene Ontology annotation, cellular component: endoplasmic reticulum; membrane. The record is from RefSeq and is a predicted model, not a curated record. Bases 297 to 1385 code for a protein of 362 amino acids. Gene Ontology annotation, molecular function: ubiquitin protein ligase activity. The transcript is spliced from 4 exons. NCBI's taxonomy places the organism in Eukaryota, Metazoa, Chordata, Aves, Passeriformes, Turdidae.